CGUUCAUUUGCUAUACUUAGUAAGGCAAGUCUUUUGUUAAUCUUUACUAUUUUCGACACUCUUGUUUUCAGCAGUGGUACUUGAUGGCAAAGAAGAAGACCUGGUUCAGUCUAAUAAAGAGGCUUUUCAUUUCAGAGCCACAAUCAAGAAGGGACAAGGAUAAGCGCAGGAGAUGGGCCUGCCGAUUGCUUAAGAUGAAAGAACUAGGGCCAUCCUCUCCGAGAGAAAGGCUGCCAUGGCAACUCCCAGAACCGAGUACUACUUCUGUUCCAGUAACCGUUGCAACAGACACUUCUGAGCUUCGGCAGAUCCCCAGCAAUGGGGAAACAGCCUAUCCAGAAUCUUCAAAAAGCCACAAUAGCGCCAGUGUUGUGAAAAUUCCUCAUCAGCACAACAUCGCAUCAGAAGCUUCAGCUGCAAUCAAAGUUCAAGCUGCAUUUCGCGGUUAUUUAGCAAGGAAAGCACUACGAGCACUGAAAGGAGUCGUCAAGCUUCAAGCUCUAAUUCGAGGUUGGGCUGUUCGAAGGCAAGCUAUCAACACCCUCAAGUGUCUGCAGUCCAUAGUAAACAUCCAAUCAGAAGUUUUCUCAAAGAGGUGUGAAAGAGUUAAGGAGUUGCAGUGUCAAGAUCACAAAUCACAGGAUUUCAGCGAAACAGACAUAAAGGUAGAUUUCAACAGCCAAAAGAGGUGGGAUGAGAGUGCAUUGACCAAGAGAGAGCUAAAACCUCUGCUUCUUACUAAAAGAGAGGCUUCUAUAAAGAGAGACCAGGUCAGAGAAUACUACUUGAACCACCGGGUGAGUUUCUUUGAGUUUAAAAUUUUCAACUCCCAUUAUAGUGGUGGCAUCCACCUUUUGAAUUAUCCUCAUAGGGAUAUGUAUUACCAGAGAUCAGCAGAAACAGAACGUGACAAGGUAUGUGGGAGACAGAGAUAUUGGUUGGAACAAUGGGUAGAUUCCCAACUAGCUAAAAGUGAGAGUCCGCACAAUUUGGAUAGAACUUUGUCAGCCAAUUCAAGAACCAUUGCUGAAAUCGGGGGAAAACUAAACUUUCAAAAGAAACAUCAAGCAGACAUGUCCGAGUCUCCUGCAUAUGUCCCAAGAAAAUCUUAUCAUCAUAGGAAGCAGCGGUCCACAGGAGAUGAAACUCUAUUUGUAGGUUCUCCUAUUGUUCCUGCAUACAUGGCCUCGACAGAGUCUGCCAAAGCAAAAGCUAGAUCAACGAGCUCGCCAAGAUUACGACCCAUUAGUUUUGAUGUAUAUUCUGAGAGUACAUCUCCAUAUAAACAUAAGCUGUCUCCAGUAUCAUCUAUUAAUAGUGAGUUGACGAGCAGUAGUUGGAUUGGGAAUCAUAUGGCAUCCUCACAUCGAUCUCCACGCUUUAGAGGGUCACCUGGUCCAAUCAAAUCAACGAUGAGCACGAAAGACAUUAAACUUUGGGGGCUUCACCACCAAAUAGGUACUAAUGUUGCUCCAAAAGCUUGUGCAUGUCCAAUGGGAAAUAAAAUGUAGCAAGCAUCUGGUUUGGAUUUUUUUACUUAAGUUUAUGUAAAAUAUUGUAUUUAUAUCUUAUAAGCUGCAUAUGAAGGAGCACGUCAGUGAUCA
Messenger RNA from Salvia hispanica, 1604 nucleotides. RefSeq names its product IQ-domain 11 (gene IQD11). The record is from RefSeq and is a predicted model, not a curated record. Lineage: Eukaryota; Viridiplantae; Streptophyta; Magnoliopsida; Lamiales; Lamiaceae. Gene Ontology annotation, molecular function: protein binding.